AAAAACAAUGACUCGGAUAUGGUGCUAGCUCGAGGUCAAGCUGACCAACUUUAUAAAUUUGGCAUCCGAGCAUAUCCUCAGAGCAGAGCACACAACAAUCGAUUGAUCGAAGAAGAAGUCGCUUGCGCAGCGCAAUGGGUGACCUCCGCGGCAGCAUCGCCUUCUUCGGCACCUACAGGCCGCCGGUGCCACUCGACAUCUACUCGCGCCCUGCCGAUCCGGCGGCCAACUCCGACAACGAGCCGCUCCUCCUCACCGACGGCGAGUCGUACAACCACAACGGCCGGGAGAUCCCUGCGGCGGCGCUCAAGGAGCUCGUCGCGUUCCUGCGCAAGCGCGACCCCAAGACGCGCGACGCGUCCAGGGGCCUCGUCUUCGUCUCCGAGAGGGACAACGGGCUCGAGACUUUGCACGUGGCCCUGUACAGCGACGGCGAGCCGACGCCCAGGGUGCUGAGCCUGGCCGACAUCUACGGCGCCGGCACCUUCGGCGGCGUGCGCCUAGAGGACAGCGGCUGCUUCGCCGGCGGCUUCCAGGCCGGCGGCCGCACCGUCGGCCACUCGAUCAUCUACGUCUCCACCAAGGAUCCUGUGAAAGCGCGCCGCACCCCGUGGACUGUCGUCUACAAGACCAACCUUGCCGAUGGCAAGACGGAGCGCCUCACUCCACCAGAUCAGUACGAUUUGAGCCCGGCCGUGUCGCCGUCGGGGAAGAAGGUGGCGGUGGCCAACUUCCAGUUUCACCGGUGGAACGGCGAGAUCGAGCACCUGAAGACCGACAUCGUCAUCAUGAACGUGGAUCGGCAGGCGCAGGGUGGCCUGGAGCGCAAGGUCACCAUCAGGAACGCCGGCUGGCCGACGUGGGGCAGCGACAACGUCAUCUUCUUCCACCGAGCCAACACGCCUGACGAUAAGAAAAAAUUGGAUGUUUACUGGGGCGUGUUCCGGUACGACAUCAAGGCCAAGAAGGAGGAACGGGUGACACCGGAAGGCAUCGGCGCCAUGACUCCGGCGGCCAUCAGCGAGACCAGCGUGGCCGUGGCGACCCUCCGCGAGAAGUCCCCGGCGAACGUGUCGGCUGCUCCCCGUAAGAAUGUAGAACAGUACCGCCACAUCGAGAUCUUCGACACCACCUCGCCUAACUCGCCGGUGAAGAUCACCAGGGGAAUGGCUGACCACUACAGCCCCAUCGUGCUCGACGGCGGCAGCCGCAUCGGCUACCACUGCUGCAGGACCGACAAGCUCAUGCAGGACAAGAAGGGGAAUGCUGUGGCCCCAAAGAAGUUCGACAAGCUGCAGACCCCGGCGUCGCACAAGGACGUGGGGCUCUUCAGGGUGACCGGCGUGUUCCCGAGCAUUUCCAUGGAUGGCAAAAGGCUCGCCUUCGUCGACAACGAGUUCAAGGCAGUGUGGGUCGCCGACAAGGACGGCCUGCGCGUCAUCCACAAGGAGAACGGUGAGAACAAGGUCUUCUCGACGGCAUGGAGCAACAGCAAGGAGAAGACCAUCCUGUACAUCUGCGACGGCCCGGCCUUCACCCGCGCGAAGACGGUGGAGAUCAAAGCCAUCGUGAAGAAUGAGGAGACCGGUGAGUGGAACAAGCCGAACAGGCUGACCAAAGGGGAGUUCAACCAUGCGUUCCCGUCGAGCAACCACGACGGGAGCAAGUUCGUGUUCCGGUGCACGCGCGACAGGACCCACGGCCAGAGCGUGAGGAAGCAGAAUCACACGAACCUGUACAUCAUGGAGGACGCCGAGGAAGGGGAGUGGGGCGAAGGCACGGUGACGCAGCUGACCGAUGGGCCAUGGGUUGACACACACUGCAGCUGGUCGCCCAGCGGCGACUGGAUCGUCUUCUCCUCCUCCCGGGAUAAGGACCCCGACGCGCAGCCCGGCACCCUUGACGCCGGCUACUUCAGCAUCUACAUCGUCAACGCCGCCGAACGCGACCCCACCAACAAGACGAUGCCGCCGCCGGUCCGUGUCGUCCACAGCGCCGAUACCUUCAUUGGGCACGUGAACCACCCCGUGUUCAGCCACGACAUGAGGAGCCUCAUCUUCACGUCCGACCUCGCCGCGGUCUCCGUGGAGCCCAUCUCCAUGCCCAUCUUCAUUCACUCCGUCAGGCCGUACGGCGACAUCUUCUCCGUCGACCUCCGCGACGACAAGGACAUCGCAAAGAACGAGAACAUCACCGAGUUCCACCGCCUCACGCACAGCCGCUACGAGUACUCCACCCCGGCGUGGACGAAGUUCGCCACCGUCGAUCCCAAUGAGCAGUGGAACGUGCUCAAGACCAUCAGCGACAAGGGCUACGUGCCGACGUGCCCGUACCUGAAAAACGGCGCGGAGGGGUGGCAGAUGGCCGGUCACCUCACCAUCUCAAAGAGGUGCUGCUAGAGCCCGGCUGCGCGCGGCUCCAUGGCUAUCCUUCGAUCGAUCCCUUGUCUCGUUUCAUUAGUAUAUUUCCUCUCCAUGUGGCCUUUUGAUUUGAGGUUUCUUUCUGAAUUUCCACCGCCAGAAAAAUAAGAGGCAAAGCUCUGCUCUGCUCUGCUCAGCUCGCUGUUUAUUUGUCUUUACAAGGGAUUAUUGCCCGUGUCACCUUUAAUAACUAUGUGUUGCAGUUAAAAAAAUAAUGUAACGGAACGGCUUGAACUAUGUAAACAUACUUGCUGUUUGGUUGUA
Messenger RNA from Setaria italica (foxtail millet), 2684 nucleotides. RefSeq lists its product as uncharacterized. The record is from RefSeq and is a predicted model, not a curated record. The transcript has 3 exons. The coding region runs from base 135 to 2399 and encodes 754 amino acids. NCBI's taxonomy places the organism in Eukaryota, Viridiplantae, Streptophyta, Magnoliopsida, Poales, Poaceae.